AUGGCGCGCGCCAAGCAGGCGGCGGCUAAAAAACCGCCUAAAAACGCCCCUUCUCCAGCCCCGAAACCCCCUAAAAAUGCUUGUUCUCGAGCUCCAAAACCCCCCAAAACGCGGCCACCCCCACGGCGGCCUCCAUCGCUGUGGGAAAAGCUCCGUCGCUCGCCAAAACCCCCGCUCGGGCUGCUCCCCGCCGCCUCUUUCCGCGCGUCGGUGCGAAGCGCCGCCGCCCUGCGGGAGGGUUUCGGGGUGCAGGCGGGCGCCGCGGCGGCUCUGCGCGAGGGCUGCGAGGCCCAUCUGCUGGCGCUGCUCGAGGCGUGGGGGCUGUGCGCCCUCCACGCCAAGCGGUCCGUCGUCCGCGUCGCCGACGUGAGCCUCGUGAGGAGCCUUCGAGUGAAAAGAGGCUGA
Molecule: messenger RNA, 405 nt
Organism: Phalacrocorax carbo (great cormorant)
Lineage: Eukaryota; Metazoa; Chordata; Aves; Suliformes; Phalacrocoracidae
Source: RefSeq, a predicted model, not a curated record